This is a messenger RNA of Rasamsonia emersonii CBS 393.64, 1062 nucleotides long. Its product is annotated as sn-1,2-diacylglycerol cholinephosphotransferase. Lineage: Eukaryota; Fungi; Ascomycota; Eurotiomycetes; Eurotiales; Trichocomaceae. The record is from RefSeq and is a predicted model, not a curated record. The transcript is spliced from 4 exons. Gene Ontology annotation, molecular function: phosphotransferase activity, for other substituted phosphate groups. Gene Ontology annotation, biological process: phospholipid biosynthetic process. Gene Ontology annotation, cellular component: membrane. The coding region runs from base 1 to 1062 and encodes 353 amino acids.
AUGGUCACCCUGUUGGGCUUCUUUUUCAUCGUGGGUCCAUCCUGGCUCUACUAUAACUUCGCUUUUGGCGUAUGGAUGUACUCCACAUUUGAUAACGUUGAUGGGAAACAAGCUAGGCGGACCGGAACCUCCAGUGGCCUGGGCGAGCUUUUUGAUCAUGGAAUUGAUUCUUUGAAUUGUACACUCGCAAGCUUGCUCGAGACAGCUGCCAUGGGACUAGGCGCCACCAAGCUGGGGGCCUUCACGGCUCUCAUCCCUUGCCUGCCCAUGUUCUUUUCCACAUGGGAGACAUACCACACCCACACGCUAUAUCUGGGGUAUUUCAAUGGUCCCACGGAAGGUCUUCUCAUUGCCAUUGCGGUGAUGAUUGCAUCCGGAUACUAUGGGCCUCAUAUCUGGAAAAACCGCGUUGCGGAUUACUUGGGCCAUCCGGAGCUUUUUGGGGACCGUAUCUUCCUCGAUUUUUGGGUCGCCAUGGUUCUUUUCUCGUUUCUGACUGCACAUCUGCCGGCGUGUGUCUAUAAUGUCGUAGUCGCUCGGAAGCGACAGAACCUCCCCAUUUUGCCCGUGUUCUUGGAGUGGACGCCUAUUGUCGUCUUCACGGUCUCGGUGCUCGCGUGGCUUUUCUCCCCGUAUUCCACGCUCCUGAGCGAGAACAGGCUUGUUCUGUUUUGCGUGACGAUGUCCUUUGUCUUUGGCCGUAUGACAACUAAGAUCAUUUUGGCCCAUUUGCUCAAGCAGCCAUUCCCAUACUGGACGGUCCUGCUCACUCCGCUGGUUGGCGGAGCCAUUCUCGGGAAUCUGCCGCGCUUCGGACUACCUAUGGUCAGUGCCACCGUGGAGCUGUGGUACCUACGUGGCUAUCUUGUGUUUGCCUUUGUCGCGUACAUGCACUGGGCCCUGCUUGUCAUCAACCGGAUCACGACCUACUUGGGAAUCAACUGCCUGACCAUCAAAGAAGACAAGGCAACGGCAAGGGAAAAGGCCUACCGCAACUUUGGAAACGGGCCCUCUAUCCGGGUGGACGGUAUUUCUGGCAAAGGAGGUUUCAAGCACCACUAG